Fraxinus pennsylvanica is the source of this 642-nucleotide messenger RNA. The record is from the annotation of a GenBank genome assembly. Lineage: Eukaryota; Viridiplantae; Streptophyta; Magnoliopsida; Lamiales; Oleaceae.
AUGGUCUUCACUUGGAUCCUCAACACCAUUACUCCCCCUCUAGCAAAUUCUCUGGACUAUCAUGAUGACCUUGAAUCUCGUUUUUGCCACGGCAAUAAUGCCUGCUUCUUUCAUCUCAAAAGUGAAAUAUCCAACCUCCAUCAAAAUCAUUCAUCCAUACCGGAUUAUUACAAUCACAUCAAGCAAUUGUGGGAUGAACUGGGCAUUAUACAAACACCAGCAGAUGCCACCACUUUGGAGAAGAGAGCUGAGGACGAGCGGGUGUUCCAAUUUCUCUUGGGACUCAACGAUUCAUUCACUGCUCUUCGAUCCCAGAUUCUUGCCACUGAUCCUCUCCCAUCCCUGAACAAAGUAUUCUCCAUCCUCUUUCAAGAAGAACAGCAGAGACUUCUUCAUGUCUCACGCACUCCAUCGAAAAAUGUAGCUCUCGCUGGUCGGAGUUCUCAUCCUGACCGGCCACCUCUCAAGUGCACCGAAUGUGGGAAAGAUGGGCAUUUGCGUAACCGUUGCUGGCUGAUAAUUGGUUAUCCCCUGGACGCGAACCCCGUAACCACCGGAAGCCAUCACUGCUCGGAAAACCUCCUUCCGCAACCAUUUUCCUCGCCGAAACUUCCUCCAGUCCAGUGCCAGGGCUCUCGCUAG